Molecule: messenger RNA, 819 nt
Organism: Cladophialophora carrionii CBS 160.54
Lineage: Eukaryota; Fungi; Ascomycota; Eurotiomycetes; Chaetothyriales; Herpotrichiellaceae
Exons: 1
Coding region: 1-819 (272 amino acids)
Source: RefSeq, a predicted model, not a curated record
AUGUAUCGCAAACGCAACGGCUCUCUCGGCUUCUCCUUCACGCGCUUCGCCAACGCCGCGGUGCCGAACUUCUUCGCCGACCCGACGCCCUCUUAUCACGUCGACUUGACAGGCUACCGCCGCGACAUGUGCUACAUGCACCAGAUCGCGUCUGCGGACCCGUACUCCCUGGACGAGCGAUCCUUCUACGUCGCCGGGGUGGUCGACUCGGAGAGCGUCUCCAAGCGAGUGCACGCCAAGCUCAAGAAACAUGAAAUUCUGCGCGAGGACGGCAGCGUCGACACAUUCAAGAUUGGACCGCGGUUUCCGCAUCAGCUGGCGCUGCUGAAUCUCAACAGGCAGAAAGAUCUGGUGGGCAUGCUAUUCUGGUGGGAGGAGGAGUGUCAGCGCUUGCGGAAAUUGCAGGCCGAGGAGAAAGAACUCGACAGUUUGAUCGAGGAGGCGGAAGGGAAGGUGGCGGCAAUGGCCACGGGGACCGAGGAUGAUAGCCCGGAGAGGUCGUCGGCGGAUCUCAAGGGAACGGUGGACCAGUUGAAAUUCGCGAGGGAGAGGGUCCGGAUGAAGCGGAGGCAGAGACCCAGUCAGCGGGACCCGGAUGUCGAGGCGGAUAAGGACGAUAUCUUGGGAGCGUUCCACGGACGGAGUAAGAGCUUGCCGAAUCCUAUCGUGGGUGCUGGUGUUGGUGAUGGAAUCGGUGGGGUAAGUGGUACGAAUGGAGAAGUCAAUCCGGCACAGGGGCAACAGCUGCAACAGCAGCAGCAGCAGCAGCAUCAGCAGCAGGAUCUGGGGAGACCGCCGCAGUAUUUCGCCAGUUCUUGA